UAUGUUGAAUGAAGGCUGUCGAGCAACGUGAUACAGCGUCCAAUAGGGCUGCUGUUGGUGAGGGGUGUGUCCGUCCGUCCUGCAGUCAAAGCUACGCUCGGACUCCCUCAUCUUCAUUCACUUAGUGCAGGAUCCAACUCCUUCUCUCCCCUUCCCCAUGGGCUCCCGUCGCUAGUUAGUUAGUCCCAGGCCUCUUCCGCUGAUCAAUCUUCCUUCCACCCAUCCACCCCGGCAAUUCUUUCACACACACUUACAUCUUCGGCGGUGCCUACGGCUACUUGGCUGCAAACGCCAUCCGCCAAACUAUAAAUUCCGAUUCCCCCAGUUUCCGCCAACCCUUUGUCUUUCUUCCUUUCCAAGAUUGGCUCUUUGCGUCGUCGUCAAUCCUCCGAUUUCAGAAAGGUGAAAGACCCCCACGACCGCCACCGCCAUGGCCGACGAAAAGAACAUUACCGUCGCCGCUGAAAAGCAAAAUCAAGUUGCUAGCGAGCUCGAGAGCUCCGGCAUCAACUCUCCCGCCGAAUAUGACGACCUCCCCGAUCCAGAUGUCGGCAAAUCAGACGAGGAGCGCGCUAUCCUGGACAAAGCUCUUCUUCGCAAGAUCGAUCUCUGGCUGAUUCCAUGGCUGUCGCUCCUCUACCUGCUUUCCUUCCUGGAUCGUACCAACAUCGGCAACGCAAAGGUCGCCGUCCCCGUCAAGAUGGAGACCAGUCUGCACAUGACCGGCCGUGAUUACAACGAUGCGCUUACCAUCUUCUUCGUCUCUUAUGCCGGUGCCGAGCCAUUGACCAACAUUGUUCUCAAGCGCUACACACCUCGCUACUUCUUCACUGGCAUCAUUAUUCUUUGGGGUGCCAUCAUGACUGUCAUGGGAUGUGUCAAGAACCAACCGGGCUUGUUGGCAUGCCGUUUCUUCUUGGGUCUCGCCGAAGCUGGUCUGUUCCCUGGUGUCAACUACUAUCUCUCAUGCUGGUACAGACGCCAGGAAUUGGGAGUCCGCGCCGCCAUAUUCUUCUCCGCCGCUGCACUAGCCGGAUCCUUCGGAGGUUUACUCGCCGCUGCCAUCUCCAACAUGCACGGCGUAGGUGGAUACGAGGGAUGGCGAUGGAUCUUCAUUCUCGAAGGUCUCGCUACCGUCUUCGUCGGUAUGUUCUGCUACUGGAUGACCUUUGACUUCCCCGACACAGCCGCCUUCCUCACGCCUGACGAGCGCCUCCGCGCCCAACGCCGUCUCCGCGCCGACAACCAAACGCGCGCCGAAGCCGAAAAAAUCAGCCGAAAGUUCGUCUUCCAAGCCAUCAAAGACUGGAAGACAUGGGCCUACGCGGUCCAAUAUAUGGGGUGCCUCUGCGCGCUCUACUCCAUCUCCCUCUUCCUCCCCUCCAUCAUGGUCGCGCUCGGCUACAAGGGUAACCGCGCGCAACUCAUGUCGGUUCCGCCCUACGCCGCUGCCGCAGUCAUGACGGUCGCGGUGGGAUGGUUCGCGGACCGCACCAAGAUGCGCGGAUACUCGAACAUGGCCGUCUCCCUCAUGGGUUGCGUCGGCUUUGUUAUGCUCCUCGCCAGCACGAACCCGCACGUCCAGUACGCCGGCACGUUCCUCGCCGCCAGCGGCAUCUACCCCACUGUCCCUAACACCCUGACCUGGGCUUCCAACAACGUCGAAGGCUCGCUCAAGCGCGGUGUCAUGGUCGGCAUCGUCGUGGGCUGGGGUAACCUCAACGGAGUCGUCUCAUCUAACAUCUGGAGUCCUGGUGAUGCGCCUCGCUACCUCCCCGGCCACGGUAUCGUCUUCUCAUACAUGUUCCUCUUCCUCUUCGGAGGAUCCGUCUUCACGCACAUCAUGUUGAAGCGCGAGAAUAGACUCAGACUGGAGGGAAAGCGAGAUCAUUGGAUCGAGGGCAAGACCGCGCAGGAGAUUUCCGAGUUGGGCGAUCUGAGGCCCGAUUUCAUCUACACCACCUAGAGUGGGUUUGAUUUGCGAUUGUGCAUGUGCUGUUUUAUCUUUGAGCCAUUUACUGUCUCGUAUAUCUUUUGCAGCGAAUAGGAUACGAUCUUUUGUAGAUCCGAUUGAUAUUUAGUAUACAGAGAACAAAAAUCUACCGUCAUCUGAGAUCAGCAGUCUGGAGCCAUGGAUCGAUAUAGUCAAGAAAACCGUUAUUUCUACUUAUUCUUGCAUGCAUCAUCAAUGUAUAAAAGCCUCUGCGCGCCUCUCCUUCCCUACCCUAAUGUUCGGAGCCCAACUUGAUCCAAAUGAUAACCCGAAAGCUAAGAACCCUCCCAAUUCCCCAUGAAGCACAGCAGCAGCGUUCUUCAACGUCACGUGUUUUACCUCGCACUUAGCAUCAAUCCCACACUUUUUCCCUUUGAGCAAGCAGCCACCGACCCUUCGUAUAAUACCCAUCAAUUCCCAUAUGCAUCCGAACCGCCUCCCUCGCCGCACACCCAGCGUAACUUUUCUCCAUCUCACUGCCCACGCUCAAACAAAUAGCAAAACUAAUUCCGUCUCUGCCCGGCUACAACUUCUUAAUCUUCCCUUCUUCUUAGACGUUAACUCUCUCGUCCAAAACUGCGAU
Periconia digitata is the source of this 2576-nucleotide messenger RNA. Lineage: Eukaryota; Fungi; Ascomycota; Dothideomycetes; Pleosporales; Periconiaceae. The record is from the annotation of a GenBank genome assembly.